Molecule: messenger RNA, 1841 nt
Organism: Felis catus (domestic cat)
Lineage: Eukaryota; Metazoa; Chordata; Mammalia; Carnivora; Felidae
Gene: YWHAE
Product: tyrosine 3-monooxygenase/tryptophan 5-monooxygenase activation protein epsilon
Exons: 7
Coding region: 173-940 (255 amino acids)
Biological process (GO): signal transduction
Cellular component (GO): cytoplasm
Source: RefSeq, a predicted model, not a curated record
GGAGCGAGAGGCUGAGAGAGUCGGAGACACUAUCCGCUUCCAUCCGUCGCGCAGACCCUGCCGGAGCCGCUGCCGCUAUGGAUGAUCGGGAGGAUCUGGUGUACCAGGCGAAGCUGGCCGAGCAGGCUGAGCGAUACGACGGAUAAAGUACUUUUUCGCAGCAGCUGGGAAAAUGCUGCAGGAUGUUUUGUUCUCUUCUUGCUGUUCUCUUCUAGUGCAAGUGGCUUUCCAUGAUGAAAUGGUGGAAUCGAUGAAGAAAGUAGCAGGGAUGGAUGUGGAGUUGACAGUUGAAGAAAGAAACCUCCUAUCUGUUGCAUAUAAAAAUGUGAUUGGAGCCAGAAGAGCUUCCUGGAGAAUAAUCAGCAGCAUUGAACAGAAAGAAGAAAACAAGGGAGGAGAAGACAAACUAAAAAUGAUUCGGGAAUAUCGGCAAAUGGUUGAGACUGAGCUAAAGUUAAUCUGUUGUGACAUUCUGGAUGUACUGGACAAACACCUCAUUCCAGCAGCUAACACUGGCGAGUCCAAGGUUUUCUAUUAUAAAAUGAAAGGGGACUACCACAGGUAUCUGGCUGAAUUUGCCACAGGAAAUGACAGGAAGGAGGCUGCGGAGAACAGCCUAGUGGCUUAUAAAGCUGCUAGUGAUAUUGCAAUGACAGAACUUCCACCGACGCAUCCUAUUCGCUUAGGUCUUGCUCUCAAUUUCUCCGUAUUCUACUAUGAAAUUCUUAAUUCCCCUGACCGUGCCUGCAGGUUGGCAAAAGCAGCUUUUGAUGAUGCAAUUGCAGAACUGGAUACGCUGAGUGAAGAAAGCUAUAAGGACUCUACACUUAUCAUGCAGUUGUUACGUGAUAAUCUGACACUAUGGACUUCAGACAUGCAGGGUGAUGGUGAAGAGCAGAAUAAAGAAGCGCUGCAGGAUGUGGAAGAUGAAAAUCAGUGAGACAUAAAAGCCAACAAGAGAAACCAUCUCUGACCACCCCAUUCCUUCCCAUCCCACCCCCAUUGGAAAUUCCCCCAUUGUCACUGAGAACCACCAAAUCUGACUUUUACAUUUGGUCUCAGAAUUUAGGUUCCUGCCCUGUUGGUUUUUUUUUUUUUUUUUUUUUUUUUAAACCGUUUUCAAAAGUUCUUAAAGGCAAGAGUGAAUUUCUGUGGAUUUUACUGGUCCCAGCUUUUAGGUUCUUUAAGACACUAACAGGACUGCAUAGAAGCUUUUUCAGCAUUACUGUAUUGUCUCCUGCCAGGUGGGGCAAGAUCACCAUUAGAAAUGGAAAUGAUAUUUGAAAGCUAUUAGACUUCUAGGUGACGCGAGCAUCUAAGAGAGAGGUUAAUCACACUAUGAGGCAUUGUGGUAUUAUUUUUCCUUUUUCUAAUUGUUUAAAUUGAAUUUUAUACCAAUGUUUAAAAUUAAUUGGGUGUUAGCUUGAGGUGGUUAAAAGUUGUUCGGAGAGUUGUAAUGGUUUUGCUGUAAAAAGUGUUUCAAACUCUGCUGAAAUGUUGCUGAAAAGCAUGGUGCUGGUAACAGUUCAACAAUCCGUGGCUGCUCAUUCUUGCCUACUUUUACUCUCCCUCUAAAGCAGGUUAGCAUUGAAGGUGGUAUGGAAAAGCCUGCAUGCGUGUUCAAUUCUUUGUUUCUUCUCCUUCCCUCUCCCCCCCGGGCCCCCCCUUCCCUACUUCGCUCGCUCAACCUCUUUUGUUCAGUAUGUGUAACUUGAAGCUAAUUUGUACUACUGGAUAUCUGACUGGAGCCACAGAUACAGAAUCUGUAUUGUUCUUACUGAAACACAGCAUGGAAUUAACAUUAAACUUAAAUAAAACAAACCUAAAUUAAAAAUGCCAAA